AUGACGCUUCCACUCAGCCGGAGGGACGCAGCCGGAGGGACUGCUGUCAACGAGGGGCAGCUCCGUCGCUGGGACAGAGCCACAGGGGCCUCGUGCUCUGAUAGGCGCCCCGGGCCACUGCAUCCCGUCUUCUGCCAGACUCGCCCAUUAGGGGCUCCCACGAAGAAGGGGCUCCUCUCUGAUCGGCGGCGGGUGGGUCUGAUGGGAAGACCCAUCCUGAUGGCCCAGGGCAACGCUCUGCCUCCUAGUAUCCCCUCUGCAGAGAAGGUCCCCCGCCGCCCCCCGACUAGACGAGAGGAGAGCAGGGGCUUCCGGGCGCGGGGAAGACGGGCAGGGGAGCGGCGAGCGGGGCGGACGCGGGGAAGGGAGCCGCGGUGCUCCUGGCGCCCACCAGAGGGCGCCCUCCCGCCUCGCUUGGCGCCGCUGGGUCCUCCGGCCGCCAGUGGCCGCUGCGGGCGCCGGGGCCGGGGCCGGCCUGCCCGCCGGUUGCCGGGGAGCGGCCGCCGAAGCCCGCGGAGCGACUGGGGGCCGCAGACCCGCUCAGGGUCAGCCGCUCUCGGGGCGGCGUCUGCGGGCCGAGCGAUGGUGGAGGGCUCUCAGCCCCAGGAGGAGCUGUCUCCCGGCUCGGCCAGGCUGCCCCCGGGUGUGAGGGCUGGCCGCUGGACUGUGCCGUCCCAGUUGGCGAGCCUGGGGCACUCGGAGGCCGCCCAGCAGCCCACCGCCCAGGGGCAUCUGCAGCCUGAAGUCAGAAUGCUCAAGGGGCGGCUUCCAAACACUGACGAAGACCUCGCCGCCCGCCCCGGGUCCCCGGCCGCUGACGACCGUCGGGGACCCGAGAAGAGCCCAGUGCGCCCCCUGGACACCCUGGCGCAAGUCGGCAACGAGGACCCACAGGCCAGGGGGAGACCCUUCAGUCCGAAGCCGCCGCCGCCGAGGCCCAGGCUGGAGCGAGCAUUGUCCCUGGAUGAGAAGGGCUGGAGGAAGAGGCGUUUUCGAACCAGCCGUGAGGACCUGGCUGCGAGGAACGGGCCCAGCCCCUCCGGGGGCUCCCUGCAGGACGAGGCCCCCGAGACCGCCGCCCGCGGUGGCUCCCCGCCCUGCCUGAGCACCUCCCUGCAGGAGAUCCCCACAACCCGCAGGGCCCUGGGCAGCGGAGGCCCCUCCUCGCUGGGUAACUGUCUUUCCGGGAUGAUCAGCACUUCCCUGGACCUCCUGCACCGGGACGGGGCCUCGGCCGGGAGCACCCCGCGGCUGGCCAGCCUGCUUCCCCCGCACCCACUGCCCGCCAUGGACUGGAACGUCGCCUCCGACGCCCUGCGGACAGCAAACAAGGUGGACUUGGAUCACGCGGACCGUCAGCUGCGGUGGCAGGCCAGAGCGUUCUGGGCCCACAGCGGCCUGCGCCCCGGCCGGCCCCCGAGCCCCCUGGCCCGGGACGACUGCUCCCUGCACUCGGCCAGGUCCGCCGUCAGCCUUCUGGCGCCCGUCCGCACCAAGGACGUCCGCAGCAGGAGCUACCUGGAGGGGAGUCUCCUGGCGAGCGGGGCCCUGAUGGGGGCAGACGAGCUGGCUCGCUACUUUCCAGACCGGAACGUGGCCCUCUUCGUGGCCACCUGGAACAUGCAGGGACAGAAGGAGCUGCCCCCGAACCUAGACGAGCUCCUGCUGCCGGCCGAGGCUGACUUUGCUCAGGACCUGUACGUCGUCGGCGUCCAGGAGGGCUGCUCGGACAGGCGGGAGUGGGAGACGAGGUUGCAGGAGACGCUGGGCCCCCACUACGUCAUGCUGUACUCGGCGGCCCACGGGGCGCUCUACAUGUCUGUGCUCAUCCGCAGGGACCUCAUCUGGUUCUGCUCUGAGGUGGAGAGCUCCACGGUGACCACGCGCAUCGUGUCGCAGAUCAAAACCAAGGGGGCCCUGGGCGUCAGCUUCACCUUUUUCGGCACCUCCCUCCUCUUCGUCACGUCCCACUUCACCUCUGGAGACGGGAAGGUGGGCGAGCGGCUGGUGGACUACAGCAAGACCGUCCAGGGCCUGGCGCUGCCCAAGAAUGUGCCGGACACCAGCCCCUACCGCUCUGACGCCGCGGACGUCACCUCCCGCUUCGACGGGGUCUUCUGGUUCGGAGACUUCAACUUCCGCCUGAGCGGCGGGCGGGCGGCCGUGGAAGCCAUCCUGAAGCAGGACCCGGGCGCCAGCGUGCAGGCCCUGCUGCAGCACGACCAGCUCACGCGGGAGAUGAAGAGAGGGUCCAUCUUCAAGGGCUUCCAGGAGCCGUACAUCCACUUCCUGCCGACGUACAAGUUCGACGUCGGGAAGGACUCGUAUGAUACCACUUCCAAGCAGAGGACCCCUUCGUACACGGACCGCAUCAUGUAUAGGAGCCGCCACAGGGACGACAUCUGUCCCGUCAAGUACUCCUCCUGCCCCGGGAUCAGGACGUCCGACCACCGCCCCGUGUAUGGCCUGUUCCGGGUCAGAGUGAGGCCGGGGAGAGACAACAUCCCGCUAGCUGCCGGCAAGUUUGACCGAGAACUGUACCUGAUAGGAAUUAAGAGACGGAUUUCCAGAGAGAUCCAGAGACAGCAGGCGCUGAAGAGCCAGCACUCCAGCGCCAUCUGUACCGUCUCUUGA
Messenger RNA from Lipotes vexillifer (Yangtze River dolphin), 2634 nucleotides. RefSeq names its product inositol polyphosphate-5-phosphatase E (gene INPP5E). Bases 1 to 2634 code for a protein of 877 amino acids. The record is from RefSeq and is a predicted model, not a curated record. NCBI's taxonomy places the organism in Eukaryota, Metazoa, Chordata, Mammalia, Artiodactyla, Lipotidae. Gene Ontology annotation, biological process: phosphatidylinositol dephosphorylation. Gene Ontology annotation, cellular component: Golgi apparatus; nucleus; axoneme. Gene Ontology annotation, molecular function: phosphatidylinositol-4,5-bisphosphate 5-phosphatase activity; inositol-polyphosphate 5-phosphatase activity. The transcript is spliced from 12 exons.